Messenger RNA from Cynoglossus semilaevis (tongue sole), 2354 nucleotides. RefSeq names its product lipoxygenase homology domain-containing protein 1-like. Gene Ontology annotation, molecular function: protein binding. Lineage: Eukaryota; Metazoa; Chordata; Actinopteri; Pleuronectiformes; Cynoglossidae. The record is from RefSeq and is a predicted model, not a curated record.
AUGGCUGUGUGGAUCAACACCAGAUCCAGCGCUCUAGCUGGCUGGGUCCCAACUAGUGAUGUGUUCGCGUUCGCGAUCAUCCUAUAUCACUUCACUUUGUCCACGGGGAAGGAACGUGAUGCCAGCACCACAGCCAGGGUCUAUGUCAUCACUAUUGGCCCAAAUGAGACAGAGACAGAUUGACUGUGGCUCGACCUGCCAAAGGGAAGGAAAUGCUUCAUGGCUGGCACCAUGGAGCACUUUGUGUCUUAUGGAACUGACAUUGAAGAGGUCAAGAGGGUGGAACUGGGUCAUAACGGUGUCACACCAGAGAGCUGCUGGUUGGUGGAAGAGCUGUCGGUUGCCGUGCCAACUAAAGGUAUCACGUACAUCUUUCCAUGUAGGUGUUGGCUGGCUAAAGACAGAGGAGAUGGUCUGACUGCCAGCUUUAACGUGCUGGACGCUAGCACUAUCAACAUUAUCCGCAAAGUCAUAUAUUCAGUCACAGUUGUCACAGGUGACAUCCAGUGUGCAGGGACUGAUACCAACAUAUUCCUCACUGUGUAUGGAGCCAAUGGGAGCACAGAGGAAAUGCUGCUGCCUAAAAAUCGAGACAGGUUUGAACGAGACCAAGAAGACAUUUUCAACCUUGAAAUUGACGACAUUGCUCCUCUGAAAAAGAUCAGAGUUCGAAUUGAUGGCACUGGAAGUCGUCCUAAUUGGUUUCUUGACAGAAUUGUGAUGCAAUACCUGACCACAGAGGAAGUUUAUGAGUUCACCUACGAGAACUGGCUGUCAAAGACCAAAGGGCCAAAGAGGACAAAGGUGUGUGAGCUGGGAGCAGCGGUGGAUGAAGAGGAGAUGGUGGAGAAGACCACCUACAUCGUCCAAGUCCAAACCAGUGAUGUCGGAGGGGCUGGCACUGAUGCCAACGUGUUUCUGAUCUUGUUUGGGGAGUAUGGAGACAGUGGAAUGCUGCCUCUGAAGAUGAGCACCAACCGAAACAAAUUUGAGCGAAAAAUGAAGGAUGUGUUCAGGUUUGGGGACAUGCUCAGUCUGGGUGAACUGUCCAAGGUGCGGGUGUGGCAUGACAACAAAGGUCCUGCUGCUGGUUGGCACCUGGACUACAUCGAUGUGAAAGAUGAGGCCAUGGACCAGACCUUUAGGUUCCCCUGUGAUCGCUGGUUGGCUAAGAAUGAUGACGAUGGUGAAACGAUGAGAGAGCUGGCCUGUGCCAACAACGACUCCAUAGACCUCAGUGAUAAAACCAAAUAUGAAAUUGCCACAACAACUGCAAACACAGACAAGGCCUCCACCACGGAAAACGUCUGGUUGGUUUUGGAAGGAAGAAAAACUCGUUCCAAAGAGUUUGUCCUGGAGAAUAAGAAAAAGAAGUUCCAAUGCGGUGCCGUUGACUCAUUUGAGUUCUCCUCCAAGCACCUGGGGGAUAUCGCUGGAAUCACCAUUGGUCAUAUAACCAAAGAUGGCAAGAAGCCCAAGAAGGAAGUGUUCUGGCAUGUGAUGGAGGUGGUGGUGACUGAGAAAGAGCUGGGAAACAAAUAUUACUUCCAGUGUGAUGCACAAAUCCCUCUGGCAGCCAAAAAGGACCAGUUCCUGACCUUUGAAUGCUGCAGGUCCGUUGAGAGUUUUGCGAGCAAAGUCCGCAACCUUGUUCCCGUCAAGUAUGAAAUCAUUGUCAUCACGGGGGACAUAAAAGGAGCAGGCACAGACGCCAACGUCUUCAUUACCCUCUAUGGAGUCAACGGGGACUCGGGCCAGCGUGCUCUGAAGCAGAAGUUCCGUAACCUUUUUGAGCGAGGAAAAACAAACCGCUUUAUUUUAGAGAUGCUGGAUCUCGGCGAGCUGCUGAGGGUGAAGAUGGAACACGACUGCAGCCACCCCAACAGUGGAUGGUACUUAGAGUGUGUGGAGGUGACCAACACCGCCAACUCUGUCACCACCAUCUUUCACUGUGGGAAAUGGCUGGGCACUGACAAGGCCGACGGACAGAUUCAGAGAGUCCUUUACCCCAAAUAUUAGGAGGAGGGGGAGUUUUUGAGACAUUUUCAUUAUUUGUAAUUUUAUACGGAUUUGUAUUUUUUAAUUGUAACGGUGUGCCAAUUGUUUAGGUCUAGGGUCUGUGUCAGGUUUAUUCUAAAAUAUAUGACGACAAAGUAACAACACAAAAGACGUCUUGAUUUUUUACUUGAAAGGGGAGAGUGCAGCUUACUCUUCUGGCAGCUUCCUCAUCAACACUGAGUAGCCACACCGUUCCUCUGCAAUUUUAUUGAGUUUAUAAAAGUAUCAGAAUACAUAUCAUGUGAUCGUGUGUGAGUGUAUGAAUGGGUAUGGAGUAAGAAGGUGGGUGUGAAUGG